Molecule: messenger RNA, 7236 nt
Organism: Asterias rubens (European starfish)
Lineage: Eukaryota; Metazoa; Echinodermata; Asteroidea; Forcipulatida; Asteriidae
Product: phosphatidylinositol 4-kinase alpha-like
Exons: 40
Coding region: 1-6225 (2074 amino acids)
Biological process (GO): phosphatidylinositol-mediated signaling; phosphatidylinositol phosphate biosynthetic process
Cellular component (GO): cytoplasm; plasma membrane
Molecular function (GO): 1-phosphatidylinositol 4-kinase activity
Source: RefSeq, a predicted model, not a curated record
AUGGCGCCGCAUAGUGGGAGUGUUUUUGCGACUUCUCUGCAGUAUUUGGCUCGUUCCUUGUCCAAACUUGACGACCCACCAUGGGAAAAGGUUCACCAGCUGCAGCAGAUGUGCCCACAGCCUUCAUUUCUAGGGGCUUCGGGGUUCAGGAUCGACCCUCGACGUCAGGAUGCUGUUACUGCCCUCGGAAUCUUCCUCCUUGAGUCUGAAAUGAAAUUCAAGGAUAAACUCAUCCCAUAUUUGAUUGAUUUGAUGAUGGGUCUUGCCUCGGCACAGUGGUGCGAACAUGCUGGCUAUAAAGCUAAAGAGAGCCUGCCGAUGAGUGAAAACUUUGCAUUUUGCAUCACAACUUUGUUGUCGGAUGUAGCAGUUAAAGAACCCUCGUUCAGGGAUCAGAUUCUAGCAGCACAACUUGAAGCUUUUCAGUCAUUGGCUAAACUGUGUCAUCAAAUAGGAGAUCAAGCUCAAGGUCCAUCAUGCCACUUUAUUGUACCUGCCCUCUUCGGGAUAUCCAGAGCUUUAGGACACGUCAGCCAUUCCGAGGUGCCCCUCUUCUGCCAGCUCUUUCCCCCUCCGAACCCAAGGGCCUGCAAGCAGCAGCCACGUAACGACCACCACCGCAAGAAGAAAAAAAACUUCUCAUACAACACAUUCCGUCCCAUCGUCUCACCAACCAUGAAGCGUUACUUUCCAACCACCAGAGAUGACCCCUGUCAGGGUCAAGGGUCAACUGACGCGGUGGACGGCGUUGGGGUCAGUAUCCAGAAAGGUCAAAGGUCAAAUGAGGAUUGGGAGAAGUUGUAUGGUUUUGAUCCGAGUCGUGAGUUGCUUAGCGUCGUGGCUUCGUCGUUUAUUCUGCCAGCAACUGUUCAGGAUCGUUUGAAGUCGCAGCGGAGUCAGCUGGAGUUCAGAACAGAGCAGCUGCAGAUGAUACUAAAAGUUGCAACAUUUCUAAUCAACACAAAGACAUUGGGUGAUCUAGAUAGAGCAGCCAAGCAGUAUGCUUCCCUUCCAGAAGCCAAAGACUUCCCAUACCAGUCCUUCAGUGAAAUGAUCAGCUUGGUACUUGUACUGCUUCUUAGACAUCUAUUGCAGCAUAGUAAAGGACUACCGGAUGUCUUAGUAGAUGGAGUCCAGUCCUUUGUGCAGGAACUCUUUAUUGCUGGUCAGACAAAGAUACAAGACAGAAACUUAGAGAUGGCGGUCAGAUCCUCCUGUGGAUUUAAUUCAUUUGAGUUGGCAGUCAGGGCUAACGCUACGUGUGUUGACAUGUUGGUGUGGGCGGUCAAGGAUGAACAAGGAGCUGAUAGUCUGAUUGGACGAAUGACAGAGAAACUGACUGGAUCUGAAGGGACACAUCACCUACUGGCUCAUGUACCCCUGCUGCUAUGCUGUCUAGAGGCCCAUGGCACACUCUCUGAAAAGUUCACCCUCCUCGCCCACCAGUCUGUCAGUUCCCUCCGAGAUGUCCUUCUCGCCCCCUCACGAAUUCUCACCAAACUACACAAGUACUGCCCUAAAGAGGGCACCAGACCAGAGAUCUCUCUGCGUACAGGCAGCCACCAUAGAGGGCGCCAUCACAGCGGAGGGAAGGAGGAGCCUACCUCUUCCGUGUUUGAGUUAAUUAGAGAUGCAACUAUUUAUAAUCUAUGCAGAUCCUUGAGAGCAGGACUUCAAGAGGAUUCAAACUGCGUACAAGCUUUCCUAGCCUCCGUCUCCAACACACUGUACCUCGCCGAGACCGGUGCCGCUAAAUCCACUCUGAAAGCACGGAAUGCUAUCCUGACGUUGGGCCACGUCGCUGUUGCGUUGAAAGACAUCCCCCAGACUAUGGAGAGCGUGCAGCAGAUAUUCCAGCAGCAGUUCUGUAAUCCGACAUCGCCGCUUGAUGUUCUGAUUGUUGAUAUGUUCGGCUGCAUGCUCCUUACAGGACAGUCUGGUAUCCACCAGGAAGUGACAAACAUGUUCAUGCAAAUGAGUAUGGAGGCCGGGUCCGCUGCCUAUACCCCAGACAACUCUGAGAAAUCGGACAGAUACAGGCACUGCUCGUUAGCCGUCAUGAAUGCUCUAGCCAACAUCGCUGGUUCAGUUCAAGGAGACCAGGAGCAGCAGGAGCUCCUAGUGCGUCUCUUAGAACUCUUUGUGAACCUAGGACUGGAAGGCAAGAGGGCCAGUGAGAGGUCUUCAUUUGCUAUUAAAGCAUCCAGUAGUGCAGGGAACCUAGGAAUCCUCAUCCCGGUCAUGGCAACUUUGUUGAGAAGAUUGCAGCCUAUCCGAGAUCCUAAACCAAGACUUCUGAAACUCUUCAGAGAUUUCUGGCUCUACACAGUAGUCAUGGGGUUUGCUGUCGAAGACUCAGGGUUGUGGCCGAGGGAGUGGUAUGAGGGUGUUUGUGACAUCGCUGUCAAGUCACCAUUACUCACUUCCAUCCAGGGUGAGCACCUGAGAUCCCAGCUCCAGUAUACAUCUGCCCUGAGGAACGAUAGCGUAUCUUAUAAUGACUUAAACGAGUUCCGCCAGACCAUCCUAACCCUCCUGCAGUCACCAGCCGAGAUCGUCCCUUACGUCAACAAGCUCAACUUUGCCCAGUGCACCUACCUCCUAUCAGUCUACCAGCUAGAGACACUACGUGUCAUGAACGUAGACUCCCCUAGCUUCUGUGCAAUGUUUGACUACUUAGAAGAUAAAGCCAUCCAGAAGGACAAGGCUGGCAUGUGGCAGUGCCAUUUGGUUGUUUCUGAUCAGGCCUUUGGAAUCUUCUUGGAUAUCAUGUCGAACAGGCCUCGUACUCCGGGUCGUGAAGCGGAUCUUGUCAGGCAUGCUCAGUUUCUCUUAGUCAAGUUUAAUCAUGUCCUGAAACAGAUCAGGAAGGUCGCUGAUAAAUACCUCUCCAAACUCGUUGACAGGUUUCCUCAUCUGUUGUGGAACGGCAGCGUCUUAUGGACCAUGCUUGACAUCCUACAACUCCUGUCACGCUCAGUCACUGUCGAUAAUAAACAAGAGGCUGAUGUCUACCCGGUACCCAACACGGAGUACCGACUAACUGUAAUGGAUACUAAUGAAUCCAGAGAGAGCAUUAUGCGUGAUUUCUCCGCUCGCUGUGGUGGAAUCUUUCAGGAGGCGUCUAAAUGGGCGCCUUCCGUCACACGCUCCCACAUCCAGCAGUAUCUGAUUCAUCUGGAGAACUCGUCUGACGGUCUGUCGCAGCGAGUACGCCUUGAGAGCGGUACAGAGAGCGCACUGCAAUGCGCAGGCUUCAGUCAGUGGCCCAUGGUUGGCGGGUUAUCGGAUAGUAUGCAAGGGGAUUCUAGUAAUUUUGUGUCAGCCAUGACGCUUCGCAGCAGGUUUACAGGCGAGGUUGCUGGUAUGCAAGCCAUCUAUAUGCACGCUGGUCCAGGUGGUCUUUGCUUGUCUAAAGUACUGAUUGACCAGCUGACCAAGGCCUGCCAGACCGGCAAAGAAGAGGCCUUGACUAAUGGCAUAUUCAGAGUGUGUGCAUUGCUGAUAUAUUCUGAAGGAUUGGAUCGUCACUUACUGCACAAUCUGUGCUGGGCACCUGUACGUGUCUUCACAGCUCAAUCUAUGGAGAUUGCAGUCGCAUGCUGGGAGUGGCUUCUGGCUGCCAGACCAGACCUAGAAAUGCAUUUUAUGCGUGAGAUGGCAGCAGCAUGGCAGAUGACUGUUGAACGUAGGAUGGGGAUGUUCUCACCAGACCCUGAUCAACCAAGCCCUCUAGCGGCAGCAAGUGGAGAGGAUAUACCCCUUCCUAACCCUCCAAAUACCGCACCUCAUGACAUAUGGACACUGUUUCUUGCUCAACGUUUGGAGAGCGUCAAAUACAGUCGCAUCGGCCUCGUUGAGAUCUUCACUACCAUGGUUCAUCGUUCACUCUCUAUGCGCGUAGGCUCAAAGCACAGCGCCCUCUGUCGGCACAUUGCUGCCAUCGGGCCACGCUUCAGACUUCUCUCGAUUGGUCUGUCCCUUCUGCAGGGGGACACGCUGGCUAACGGAACAGCUAAGAAUGUACUGAGGGAGAGGAUUUAUGCUGCCGUCUUUGAUUACUUCAGCAUGUUGCCAAUGUGUCCCACCCAGUCCCUAGUGGAACUCAAGGAAGUCAUCUCAACACUACUUAAGUUCUGGCAUCUAGUGCUGGCUGAAAAGAAAUACCUCAGAGUACCCAACCUACAGUCACAAGACUCGCCCGAUUCUGGGACCCUGUCAUCCGUUCCGACUGACCUACGUGCUAGUACAGAUAUCAGCAGCGGGAGGCACGGCCUCCAGCUCCAAGGCUGGAUGAACACCACCCCACUAGGCAGUAACAUGUCCGUCAUAUCAAAGAGAUCCUCCGCUGCUAGGAAGGGUGGAGAUAUUGGCUUGAAGUACACGAAAGCUUACAUGAGGAGACGUUUACUCAUUAUGUCUCUACUGUCCAAUGAGAUAGAGAGGCUAUGUACAUGGUACAACCCAAUGGACUCGCAGGAGCAGAAAAUCCCGACAGAGGAGAUGCUAGCUGGCUGGCGAGGGCAGCAGAUCAACGAACGUAAUUGGCGGGAGUUUGUGCGACUUGCAUGGGAGCUGUCACCUAAUCUUGCCUGCUGUUUACCAAACAGAUUCAAGAAUUCCGAGGCCCUAGUGAGGGAGGUUACCAGACUGGUUAGACUGGACCCAACAGUGGUCUGUGAUCAACCUUUUGCGAUUCACUUCCUGGUUACAGAGCAUAGUGUUGAAGCUGAUGUACCUGAGUUGAGUUACGCCUUAUGUUGGGCACCGGUUGCACCAGUCUUUGCUCUCUCCUAUUUCUCCAACCAAUUUGCGCCGCAUCCGAUCACGGCCCAGUAUGCUACGAGGGUUCUGCAAUUCUACCCACCCGAGUCGUUGCUGUUCUAUGUUCCUCAGCUUGUGCAGGCCGUUAGAUACGACACGUUUGGAUACGUCACAGAGCUGAUUCUGAUUCUAGCCCAGAAAUCCCAGCUAUUGGCUCAUCAGCUCAUCUGGAACAUGAAGACAAAUAUCUUCACUGACGAGGAUGCAAAGAAUCGAGACGCUGAAAUAGCAGACCAGCUUGAAGCCAUCAUGGAAAACAUCUUCAGUAACUUGUCCGGUCCAGCCAAAGCGUUCUACGAGAGAGAAUUUGAUUUCUUUGGGAAGAUCACUGCUAUCUCUGGUGAGAUCAGACCGUUUGCCAAAGGCCAGGAGCGUAAGAAUGCGUGCCUCAAGGCUCUGAGUAAGAUUCAACUACAGCCUGGAUGCUACCUACCAAGCAGCCCUGAUGCUACUGUCAUGGAGAUAGACUACAAAUCAGGCACACCUAUGCAAAGUGCGGCCAAGGCGCCCUUCCUCGCAAAGUUUAAGGUGAAGAAAUGUGGUGUGCAUGAGUUAGAGAGUAUCAGUUUAAGAGGAGGGGACCAGAGGGACGAAGAGAGAGGCAACAGUAGACCACUCAGCUGGGAAGCUUGUAUCUUCAAAGUGGGUGACGAUGUCAGACAGGAUAUGUUGGCCCUGCAGGUUAUUGGCUUGUUUAAGAAUAUCUUCCGUCAAGUUGGCUUGGACCUCUACCUCUUCCCGUACAGAGUUGUGGCUACUUCUCCAGGGUGUGGAGUUAUUCAAUGUGUUCCGGAUACAAAGUCACGAGAUCAGCUCGGCCGACAAACAGAUAUCGGCAUGUAUGAAUACUUCAUCAACAUAUAUGGUGACGAAACUACACCGGCUUUCCAGAAGGCGAGGAGGAAUUUUAUCCAGAGCAUGGCUGCAUACAGUUUGAUAGGCUUCUUACUUCAGAUCAAGGAUAGGCACAACGGCAACAUCAUGCUGGAUAAAGUCGGCCAUAUCGUGCAUAUAGAUUUUGGUUUCAUGUUUGAGAGUUCACCUGGUGGAAACAUGGGUUGGGAACCAGACAUCAAGCUGACUGAGGAGAUGGUGAUGAUUAUGGGUGGCAAGAUGGAUUCCCCGCCCUUCAAAUGGUUCAUGGAGCUUUGCAUUCAGGCAUACCUCGCCGUCAGGCCCUACCAAGAAGCCAUUGUCUCACUGGUUGCCCUAAUGCUGGAUACCGGUUUGCCAUGCUUCAGGGGACAGACUCUCAAGCUACUCAGAGCGAGAUUUAGUCCUACUCAGACUGAGCGAGAAGCAGCUUCCUACAUGCUGAAAGUCAUCAGAGACUCUUGCCUCAACGUCAGGACUCGAACCUAUGAUAUGAUACAGUACUACCAGAACCAGAUUCCGUACUAAAAACCAAUGCAUGGUCGCUAGAAACAGACAGCAUAGCGGCAGACUCAAGUCAGUGAGGAUGCACCUACAAUGAAGCUCUACAUUCUUCCUAGAAAUGUUUUAUACACUGGGUGCGUUCGAUUAGCUUCCCCUGGUCGACCCCCGUCUGCCCCUGGUACUUGCGAAUAGCUUUGACAUCAUUCCAGGGGCUCACCCGGGUCAGCCUCAAGUGCCCUCCUUGUGGAGUGGGUCACUUGGGGCGUGGCUCAGGUGCAUGACGUCACCACGAGAUUGCAGGUGUGACCGUUCGAUGAGCUCUUGUCAGGGGCUCACCCGAGUGAGCACCGCGCGUCGACACACAAUGAAGCUAAUUGACUGAUGCAGUCUGACGCACCCACUGAUUCCCCCAUCAUCAUCAUGUCGGUUUUAAGGCUGUUGUCCAGUCUGUUUUGAGUUGGCCUGUUUUCUCCCUAUGGCUCUCCUCCACUUGGCCCUGCCCAUCGACUCCUUGCGUCGACUCCAAGCAGUUGCAUGUCAUUUGACACCUCUGCCAUGUCUUGUGCGUUCACCCAACGGGCCAGGGCUUAUAAUGUCAUAGAGCUGCUUAACGGCGUAUUUUGUGCAGUUUUUAUGGCGUCGUCGUAAGCACAGGAAAAGGUGUGCAGACUUCUGAUGCUUACCGUAAGCAAAUGACGUCACAAAGCAAAUCAAUGGUGUGGGCACAUAUUGCCAACUUCAUUUGUAAAUUUACCCAAAUUUGUAAGAAAUACAUGUAAAAAGUCAGCAAAAGUAACUAUGGAUAUAACAGGUAUUAUUUUAGUAACAAUAAGUUUAUUUGGUGGUAAACUGUACACAAAGAUUAUAUUGUAAUGAAGGAUGAGAAUAUAUUUAGUUUAUUUUAACGGUUUUUUUUCAACCAAUCAAAAUAAAAUCAGUACAAAGUGUGGUAGAUGAGCUAAAGGCAGUGGACACUAUUGGUAGUUUCUCAAAAUAAUUAUUAGAAUAUAUUUUAAAACCUUACUUGGUAACGAG